GCCACGUUAGCUCAGGCUGUCGUCAGCACAGCCCCCUGGUCUGAGGAUUCGUUUUGCCCGUCAAAGGGUGACCGGUCGGGUCGUGAGGAUUCUAGCAUUCAAAACAAACACACAGACGGGUUGGGAUUAGUACGAAGCUUUUCUGGCCGGUCUCUGGUCGGAAUCCUGUUUGCUUGCGCUUCCUUUUCUGCCUGUCUACAUUAGAUACCCCGAUCUGCGUUUGUUUAUUCAAUCGCGGGGUCCUCGUUGAGCUUGUGUUUCCGCCGGCGCCUCGGCAGCGUCAGGCCGCCCCGACAAAUCAGCUUCCGUAACACAAGACCGGGCGCGGUUUACGACAGACAAAAAAGUUCCGACACAAGUUGACCACGUCUCAACGCGUAUUUUUGUUUUGUCGCAUUCUGUUGCAAUCUUUUUUGUUUUGUUACUCAAUGAGGCCCUGUGUUGGAUGAUGCAUCGUCAGUCGUACAUUUUUCACCAUGGGUACCAUCGCGAAAAUUGCUGCCGUUGUUCUCGGCAUUUCGUUCAUGACAUUUGUGGCCUUCUUUGGAAGAUUACCGAUGUUUAGGCAUACACCUGUAUCUUGGUUACAUCGACUAUUAUGGGUUUACAUCCCGAGGGGAGUGCUGGCGCUUGACCAGAAGCUCACAUCCGGCAAAUUUGGUUCCUCGCUCAUGAGGUUCGGGAGGUUCAUGAUGAACGAUAGACACCCGACUGUAAUGAUAUUCUUCUUCCUGAUUUUGGCCAUUUCAGAGUCGGCAGCCCUGCCAAAGGCCUGGUCGCAACUCACGACGAUGCAGCAAAUAAUCCUCGCCACCAGCGUCUUUCUUCCUUACUACACCCUCUACAAGGCGGCUUACACAGACCCUGGUUACAUCACCGGUGACAAUCACCGCGCGCACAUGGCCGCCUACCCUUACGACUUUACCAUCUUCCACCCGGGCUCCUCGUGUCGGACCUGCGGCUUGCUCAAGCCCCCACGGAGCAAGCACUGCAGCAUCUGCAAGCACUGCAUCGGUCGCAUGGACCACCACUGCAUCUUCAUCAACAGCUGCGUCGGCGCCGGCAACGCCCACUGGUUCCUCCUGCUGCUCCUCAGCACCGCCUUCCUCUGCCUCUACGGCGGCGUGCUAUGUAUGUCCCUCAUCGUGCGCAGCAUCCGUCGCCGCGCCCCCGGGUUCGAGGUCCUCUGGUGGCGAGGCAACUUUGGUGACGGCAUGGACCUGAACAGCUACUUUGUCCUGUGGAGCUGGGGCAUCGCGGACCAGGUCCAGCUCGGCGCCGUAGGCCUGCUGGCCAUCCUCUGCAGCCCCUUGGUCUGGGGCCUGUUUGGCUACAACAUGUGGAACGUCUGGGGCGGCGUCACCACCAACGAGUCGCUCAAGUGGUCCGACCUGGGCGAGGACAUGGCCGACGGCAUCGCCUUCAAGCGCCGCAUCGCCCCGGGACGCCUAAAGGAUCUGCGCUUCGAGCCGGCCUACACCUCGUGGCCAGUCGAGGCAGAGCAAAUAGUCAUCCGCACAAACGACGGCCAGCCUCCACCGGUACAGGGCGGGGGGCUAGAGGGCGACGGCGAGUGGGAGCGCGUGUGGAAGCUCAAGAACGUCGAGAACCUCUACGACCUCGGGUUCUGGGACAACCUCGCCGACAUAUUCUCACCCACAAAGACUAGCAACGACAGUUACAUGGAAAUACCCCACGCUGAGGACCCAGGACCGAGGCGGGGGAGGAGGCGCGUUAGAGACUGAGCUUCUUGUUUUGUAUUUGGAUAAUGGUCUCCGGUGCUCGGAAACCUGAACCAUUGGUGAGAUUAGAAGUUGUUGAAUAGCAAACAAGAUCGAGGUAUCCGUCGGCGUUCAGGUACAAUUUAGGCUGGGCUUAGACGUCACAUUCAUUUGUCCAGGGUCAUUCCGGCCUUGAGCUGCAAGCAAGCCAUAUCGCCAUUCCGUUCAUCCUGGCCCAUAAUAUUAUACCAAAGAAAUCUCUAGAAACUAGUCUAUGUGCAGUUGGGUAUAUGAUACAAUGAGUGUUACAAAGUUAUACAGCAUGAUUGUGCAAAG
Molecule: messenger RNA, 2057 nt
Organism: Pyricularia oryzae 70-15
Lineage: Eukaryota; Fungi; Ascomycota; Sordariomycetes; Magnaporthales; Pyriculariaceae
Product: palmitoyltransferase SWF1
Exons: 3
Coding region: 477-1745 (422 amino acids)
Biological process (GO): peptidyl-L-cysteine S-palmitoylation; protein targeting to membrane
Cellular component (GO): Golgi apparatus; endoplasmic reticulum
Molecular function (GO): protein-cysteine S-palmitoyltransferase activity
Source: RefSeq, a predicted model, not a curated record